Messenger RNA from Phoenix dactylifera (date palm), 1987 nucleotides. Its product is annotated as transcription repressor OFP4-like. Gene Ontology annotation, biological process: negative regulation of DNA-templated transcription. The record is from RefSeq and is a predicted model, not a curated record. Gene Ontology annotation, molecular function: DNA binding. Lineage: Eukaryota; Viridiplantae; Streptophyta; Magnoliopsida; Arecales; Arecaceae.
AGAGAGAGAGAGAGAGAGGGUUUCCUUUUACUUUGUUGUGUAUAUGACUCUAAAAUAGCUUAGCCUUUUCGUGAUCAUUGUAAGUGCUUUCAAAAGAAGAGAUUGGAAUCUUUACAGGAAUGGCAGGUUCUUUGGUCCUUAGCUUCUCCUUUCUUGUGUGUAGACCCUGAACAAAGGAGGAGGAAACAAAGCUAGAAGAACAACCACGAGAGCUUUUCUGCUUCCUCUUGUAAAAUUGGUUUCUCUCAUGGUCCUCUUAGGUCUUUCCUCGUGUCUGAAUUAGAUUGCAGUAGGUUAGCUUUUGUGUGGUUGUUGAGAGUUCUUUCCAAGCUUCAGCAGACGGGCGGGUAUGCCAAUGCUAGAUAAGCAGACUUCCUAGCUUUUUCACUCUUGUGCGAGUGUCGACCCCCUACAGAAAGAGCUUUCUUAUUUUGUUGGUGAAGUUGGUGUCUGAGAGAUGGGAAACUAUAGGUUUAGAUUAUCUGACAUGAUGCCAAAUGCUUGGUUUUAUAAGCUCAAGGACAUGGGAAACAGAGGAAGGAAGAGCCAAAGCAACUCACGUUCCAUGAAGAAGUGCUAUCCUACUACAAGGACAUCACCACCCACACCACCAAAGCCAUCCACAACACCAUCCCCCGAACCCAAACCGGCCUUUCUUCCCAGAAGAGCCUCUUACUACAUCUCCAGCAGAGCUGAAACGGAGAAGCUCCCCAAUUCUCCCUUCCACCUCAAGGCUUCCGAGACCCACUUCCUCAUAGACCUUCCACGGAGAUCCAAGAGAAGAAGCAGAAGGAAGGCCGUCAAGCCUUCUUCGCCCACCACCAAGCUAGUCACCUCCUCUGUCUCUGCUUCUCGUAGCUGCAGAGCGUGGAAGUCUGAAGCUGCGACCGACUUCCCAGUGGCCUCCCUCGAGAGCCCGCCGUGCGACCGCCGUCACUGCAUCGAUGGCUUCGGCAAUGACCUCCACAAGCCCAUUAUCAGCAACAGAAUCGAAUUCGAUGGUGUUGACGGCAUCGCGUCAUGGUCACGCUCUUGUAGCUUCUGGGUCACCACCUCUGCGACCGAUAUAAUCAUUGAAUUGGGCACCAAGAGCUGCAUCUCUCGAAAACUCGAAAAGGUCAAGGACUGCACCAUGGUCUCAGAGCACGAACUCCCGCUGAUUCUAACAAAGCCGGCGAAGAAGGAAGCCGGCGCUGUUAAACUUGAUAAUCCCAACAUGUAUGCAAAGCAGGAGAUCUACCGCCAUCGUUGUUCUGUAAAGGAGCGGAGCAAGUGCCCAGUGAAGAAGUCCCCGCCUGGACUUCAUCGACUCAGGAUGCGGGAAAGCUCUCCAAGGCUCGUCGGCGAUAGGGUCCAGGCCCAGCGCAGCCGGUUGUCAACGACAGCGAGAAUGCAGAGGAAGGCAUUACGGGAGAGUUUUGCGGUCAUCAAGUCAUCAUCAGACCCUCAGAGGGAUUUCAGGGACUCAAUGGUGGAGAUGAUCGUCGAGAACAAUAUCCGGGCAUCGAAGGAUCUGGAGGAGCUUCUGGCUUGCUACUUGUCGCUGAAUUCGGAUGAGUAUCACGAGGUGAUCGUCAAGGCAUUUGAGCAAAUUUGGUUUCAUCUCACUAACAUUAGAUUGUAAAGAAGUAAGAAACAGAGUCCAUCAGCAUGGGAUUUGUAUUAAUCUAUGUUGAAUAAGUUGCUAUUACCAUGAAACGGAAUUCUCUCCAAUCACAGGACUUUAAUUUAUUGAGAUAUUUUGGUUUGAGUGUGCUUUCUUUUGGUUUCUAAUUUCCCAAGUUACAGCAUUAGCCUUCUUGAGCUCCAUGUGGCAGACAGAAACUCGACAAAAUCAAAUGAAUGAGCUACAUAGCAAGAAAUAAAUUUAAACUCUAGUGAUUCCUAAAAGACAGUUUUUCCAAAAUAGAUUGCAGACAGAUGUUAGAGCUCAAUCCUGUGUACAGAUUAUUGACAAAAUCUAAGCCUGCAUUAGUGCUACAGUUCA